Messenger RNA from Vicugna pacos (alpaca), 1993 nucleotides. The record is from RefSeq and is a predicted model, not a curated record. Lineage: Eukaryota; Metazoa; Chordata; Mammalia; Artiodactyla; Camelidae.
CCAUGGAGCCGCCCGCCGCGAGCCCGCCCGCCGGCGUGCCCCCGUCCAAAGGAAAAUCCCGGAGGAAGAAGGAUCUACGAAUCACCUGUGUGUCCAAGCCACCGGCGCCCAGCCCCACGCCCCCCCGGAACCUGGACUCCCGGACCUUCAUCACCAUUGGAGACAGGAACUUCGAGGUGGAAGCUGACGACCUGGUGCCCAUCUCGGAGCUGGGCCGGGGGGCCUAUGGGGUGGUGGAGAAGGUGCGGCAUGCCCAGAGCGGCACCAUCAUGGCCGUGAAGCGGAUCCGGGCCACCGUGAACUCGCAGGAGCAGAAGCGCCUCCUCAUGGACCUGGACGUCAACAUGCGGACGGUUGACUGCUUCUACACUGUCACCUUCUAUGGGGCCCUCUUCAGAGAGGGAGACGUGUGGAUCUGCAUGGAGCUCAUGGACACUUCCCUGGACAAGUUUUACCGGAAGGUGCUUGAUAAAAAAAUGACGAUUCCAGAGGACAUUCUGGGGGAAAUUGCUGUGUCUAUCGUGAGGGCCCUGGAGCACCUGCACAGCAAGCUGUCCGUGAUCCACAGAGAUGUGAAGCCGUCCAACGUUCUCAUCAACAAGGAAGGCCAUGUGAAGAUGUGUGACUUCGGGAUCAGUGGCUACUUGGUGGACUCUGUGGCCAAGACAAUGGACGCUGGCUGCAAGCCCUACAUGGCUCCAGAGAGGAUCAACCCAGAGCUGAACCAGAAGGGCUACAACGUCAAGUCUGACGUGUGGAGUCUUGGCAUCACCAUGAUUGAGAUGGCCAUUCUGCGGUUUCCUUAUGAGUCCUGGGGGACCCCGUUCCAGCAGCUGAAGCAGGUGGUGGAGGAGCCAUCCCCCCAGCUCCCAGCUGACCGUUUCUCCCCAGAGUUUGUGGACUUCACCGCACAGUGCCUGAGAAAGAACCCCGCGGAGCGCAUGAGCUACCUGGAGCUGAUGGUGACUGCCUUCUGUCCCCACCAGGAACACCCUUUCUUCACCUCGCACCAAACCAAGAAGACCGACAUUGCUGCCUUUGUGAAGGAGAUCCUGGGAGAGGAUUCGUAGGGGUGGGGCCUUGGGCCCCACUCCGGCCCCACGGCGCCCUGCAGCCCUCUGCUGGGCAGUGCUUGCUCACACCCAUAAGCUACUGCCACCCUGGCCUUGGACGUCCAGGAGGAACCAGGAGGACUGCUCCUGCCUGACCGGCAACAGUGCCAAAGAACCAGGCCAUCGGGGCCCCAGUGCCUCUGCCCCCGCUGCUCCAAGGACCCCGAGACCCUGGACUUGAGGGCACGACGCCCCUCAGAGAGAAGGCAGUGGUGCCUUGUGCGGGCCACUGCCUUGGCCCAGCCCUAGAUGCCGCCCGAGUUGUAUAUUUUUUUAAUCUCUCCACUGAAUGGACUUUGCACACUUGGCCCAGGGUGGCCACACCUCUGUCCCGGCAUUGGUUGGGGACACGAUGGGGGAUGAGCCACGUGAAUCCCGGAGCCCCCAUGAGGCAGAUGGCAGGGCCGCCGAGGCCUUCACCCCAGCACUGGGCAACGACCUCUGAGGGCACUGGGGUCGCCCAGCCCCCACCUGCUGCCUCUGUGGGUAUUGUUUCACUUUUUUUUUUAAUUUAUCCUCUUGAUUUUUUUUCUUUCGCUUUGUGGGUUUGGCUGGUUUUUCUUGCAUGGUUUGGAGCCGAUCACUUUUCUGUCACCUUUGAGGGGACCAGCAGGCCAAGACCCACCCUCUCUCCUCAGGCUGGGUCUAGGGGGGUGGGCCCAAGGUCUCUGCUCAGAGAGGUGCUAGGGGAGCCAUCCAGCUCACUCUUCCUGGAGACCGGCUCAGCAGGGGCUGUGGAUUUGCUUUUGGUAUUGUUUAAAAAAAAGAGAGAAAAUAUAUUUUUUUGAAGAUAGAACUUCCCAUCCCAGGUCCUGUCCCUCAUAGGUUGGGACAGUUACCUGACUGCUGUUUUAAUUUAAAAAAAAAAAAGUGGGACAAAA